CGCUAAGUUUCUGCCGUUGCGCAGGAAUAUAUAGUUGGUCCUUUCUUGAGUUUCGUUGGCAAACGGCGAAGUGCUGACUUUACUCAGGCACAACAUGUAUGCUUCUCCGACCUCAAGCCCACGUCCUUUCUCGCCCUCCGAGAUAUCGCAAAUGCACAGUGACUGGAGCGACGAAAGUGACGAACUUGAGGCCUUCAUUGACAGGAUUGUCCCUCUGUCAAGCUCCCCGCCUUCAUCGUCUCCAGGACGCACAGUCACACCACCGACUAUUGGCUCAGACGGACAGACCCAAAUUCGUACGCCGCAUACACCAACAGAAGACGAGAUAUAUGCUCCUCUUAGACCUACGGAUGCUUCAUUCGGUUCUUCUAUUGGAGUUUCGGAUAAUUCUGAACCGUGUCAAAAUGUUCUUGAUGAAAGCUCGCCUACGGCACUCAAGUCAUCCUCAUGCGCUCGCCGGGACUCGGAAUCCAUCAACUAUUAUUCUGAUGCCGAGACUACCACUGAAGAUAGCGAAGACAACGAAAAUUAUCCUCUCGAUCGACCUACGCUGAACACUCCCCGCUCUCAAGCUGCUUUCAGUGAUCACCUCAAUAUGCUCCUCACCAGGGUUGCCCUAGAGAGGAGUAUCGCGUCUCCUGUGUCCCCGCUGAGCUCGAAAGAUUCGGUUGCAAAUGUGACCUGCAACUCUCCAGUAUCCCCCGAAGUGUCUUAUACCUCUCGUCGUUCCGUUUCAUCUUCAGGAUACGAUGCUUCCCAAUCUUGUUCCAUGUCUACUGCUUCUUGCUCUUCACCUGCUCGACUCAACUUCUCUCCUGCUGUCCACCCGUUCUGUGACCUUUCAGGGGAAUCGAAAGAAAAUGGUACCCCUGGACGGUCGAACUCUGAAUCCGGCGCUCUGAACAAUAUCAAAGCUUUGCCCCUUUACACUCCGAAUAACGCUGAAAAUGGCUCUGCUGUCCCGGCUGCUCCCAAGAAGACUCAACGCCACAUCCGCAUUCCUGCUUUGUCUGCUGCGUAUUCUACUAGUGCUCGUGUUGCUUCCAACGAUCCUUCAGCCUCCGUGAAGCCACGUAAUAUUCUCGUUUUCAAAGACUUAUACAAGCGUUCCAAUGAUGAUUCAAGCGCAUAUACCCAAUAUCCUGCAAUCCCCAACGAAGCUAGCCUGGAUAUGGAAGCUCCUCCAGCCAAGAAACGCAAGGUCCUUGCCUCUAGGUCUCUUCCUGCUAUUGAUGAUCCCCGCAAGGACGAAAAGCGCGAAGUCGCUGCACCCCUUCUAGCUGCAGAUCGAUUUGCAAGUAGACGAGCAAGUCUCCGAAAAGCCGCUUCACUAGUCUCUGAAUCUUCGCAGUUGGAUGCAGCUCUUGACAAGACCCCAGUCCCUCGCUUCAAAGUGAAGAUCGAACCCCUCUCUGCUGCGUCGACCGUCUCGCACUUGUCGCUUACCCACACCGCUUGUUUGGAACCUGUUGUUCUUUUUUCUGAUGAUUGCACGAAAACAGAACCGGUCACUCCGAUGCCUAGGAAAUCUGCUUCUGCCAAAAGCCGGAAACAACGCAAGAAAGGUACAUCCACGCCUCUUCCGCAUCCUCUUCCUAUCAUCGCUCCCCCUCCAUUUGUUAACAUCCCUCGUGCCCCUGCCUCUCUCGAGGAAUUCGCCGAAGGCCGUCUAGUCACUAUGCUGUCCAAAGAACGAGAGGAACGGUUCGACGACGGUCUGCCUAGUACCCGAAUUUCUAGAAGGGAAGAAAAUAACGUGCUUGAGUUGGAACACCAGACCUCCGACUAUGCUAAGACAUCUGAUGAAGAAAUGGACGAUGACGAGAAGCAGCUGUGGAAGGAGUACCCACAUCCUGAUGACGAAGUUAUGCGCGAAUGCUCUGCGCACGACAGUGCUCGUUCCAAAGUCGAAGACUGCGAAUGCGAGGAAGAACUCACGCUUUUCACGUGCAUUGACGAAGAGUUCCGACAAGAGAUCAUUGAAUGGAUGCUCGAUGCUCUUCCACCAGUCUUUCCAGCCAAGCCCGAUCUUUGUCGCCAACUUCACAUGGAACUGUCUCAAUGUAUCGACACACGAUGGCAUGCAGCUCAGAUGUUCACUCGGUACUUUAUCCACUUAGGUGCUUCGCCGCCAUCUACACCUACUUCGUCACAGCGAAGCUUGUUUGAUCAUAGCCGUAUGAUUUCUGCAAACGACGAAGGCGCGGCCAUGAUCUGGGACAUUGCGACUGCGUGUAUUGCGCUUUCCGUGAAGUUUCAUCGAGAUGUCCUGCAGCCUCUGGUUCCCGUCUUUACAGACGAGUUCAUCCUCAUGGCACCUCACCGUCUCACUUAUGAAGAGCUUGAGUCCGCUCAGCGGGACGUCCUGUCUGUUCUCGAUUUCUGUAUUGGAAGUGUCACGCCAGGUGCAUUUAUAGAAGAAUUGUGGAAUGCUCUUCCAUCUCUUCGUCGCUUACUUGAGACCAAGUCGUUGUGGGAGACAGCCAAGGCAUUGGCUUGGGAGAUGAUAUCUGAUGCCCUCUUCGAUAUCGAUUAUAUACGCUAUUCCACCUCCACGCUCACCGCCUGCGCUCUUGUACAGGGCAUCUCCGAAGCUUUGAUCAUCGAGCGGAAAGGACGACCCCAAUCAUCUCGUUCUCAGCGGAUGACGAAGAUGAGACGCGAUGCAAGAUGUCAUUGUGCAAAGAUUGGUAAGUCGGUCUCGAAGAUCGUGAAAGGAGUCGAGAUGGAUCUUAGAGAAGUCGUUGGUGUGGAUGAGAAAAAUUGGAACGCCUGUAAGUCAUGGUUGCUCGCUUUGGACACGUAAAUGGGACUAUUAUGACAUGGGGCUGGGCUCUUCAUGUAUCCUACUCCGGGUGCCUCGACUCAGUGUAGGGUCGUAGAAACAGGUCAAUGUGAUCAGCACGGAUGGGGAUGUACAACGAAGUUGCUGAUCAAUGACAUACCACGGCGCGAUCGUGUGCGUGUG
Messenger RNA from Somion occarium, 2968 nucleotides. Lineage: Eukaryota; Fungi; Basidiomycota; Agaricomycetes; Polyporales; Cerrenaceae. The record is from the annotation of a GenBank genome assembly.